GUCGGCAGCCGUUGCUCGGCCCCCUUGUCCCGGAGCCGCGGCGCAUGCGCUUCUCGCCGCUUGGGCCUGGGAUUACGACGGCGCCUUUGGUGACGGCUGUGAGGGAACGAGCCGACCCCCCCCGCCUCUCUCGAUGGCCGACUGCGGGAGAGGGGAGUACAACGAACAUGACGACCGUGUGGGUGGAGGCGGCAGGCCCUUCCCGCCACGGAGGAGAAAGGGCCGGGGCUCCUUUCGCGGGAGGCUGUACAGUGAAAUGAACCAUCCACGGAACUGGAGCAACCCUGGCCCCAGCCCUCGCAGGCCACUGGAGGAGGAGGAGGACGGCGAUGUGCUCAUGAACGAGCCUCAGGAUGCGCUGCGCCCUCGCUACUCUCCCUAUGGGUCACGGCCAAACCGGGACAGGGGAGGCAUGCGCCCUGGAAUGAGGCGGAAUCCAAACUCAGAGGAAGGCUACAAGGUCUGGUACAGGAUCACGAUCCCCGGCGGGCGGAAAUACGACCAGUCCUGGUUAAUCAGGUCCAUCCAGGAGACAUGCAGCACCCCCGUCAAUCCGUUGGAGAUCCACCAUAUAAAUAACCGCUUGGUGUUCUACGUUGCUGACGCCCAGACAGCCAAUGCCCUCCGGCAGAUAUCCCGCAAGGUCGUUGGCCCGGAUGGCUACAAGAUGCCAAUCCUCACAAAUCAGUGCAGCGUAUCCAAACCGGCCCAUCGUGAGUUGAGCCUGGAGGAGAUCGAGCACCUGAAGAAGUGCAUGAGCAAGAGGUACGAUGGCUCCCUGCAGGCCUUGGACUUGAAGAAGCUCAAUGCUGAUCCAGAUCUGUUAGAGCAAAACAUCGAGAUGUUCUUGAACCGCUCAAACUGCAUGAAAACUGUGAUGCAGAUCAUCGGGGAGAACAUUCCUGAGCUCCUCUCGCUGGACUUGAGCACCAACAGGCUCUUCCGGCUGGACGACUUGGCCGAGCUGCCCCUGAAGGCCCCCAAACUGAAGAGCCUCAACUUGUCUUCCAACUGGCUGAAGUCGGAGCGGGACCUGAACAAGCUGAAAGGCCUGAAGCUGGAUGAGCUGUGGCUGGAUGGCAACCAGCUGUGCGACAGCUUCCGAGACCAGUCCACGUACAUCCGCGCCGUCCGAGAACGGUUUCCCAAGCUGCUGCGGCUGGACGGCCACGAACUCCCCCCUCCCAUCUCUUUUGAUGUCGAAACACCGACCAAGCUGCCCCCCUGCAAGGGCAGCUAUUUUGGCUCAGAAGACCUGAAGGGGCUCAUCCUGCAGUUUCUGCAAGAAUAUUAUGCCAUCUACGACUCCACGGACCGGCAGGGCUUGCUGGACGCCUACCACGACGGGGCCUGCUGCUCCUUGACCAUCCCCUGCUCACUUGUGAACCCCUCCAGGACCAGGAGUUUGUCUGAAUACUAUAAGAGCAGCAGGAAUGUGAAGAAGCUGAAGGAUCCCUGCAUGCGCUUCCGGCUGCUCAAGCACACGAGGCUGAAUGCUGUGGCCUUCCUCAGUGAGCUGCCCAGGACCCAGCACGACACCAACUCCUUCGUGGUCGACGUCUGCGUGCAAACGAACUCGUUGCUGUGCUUCACUCUCUUUGGGGUCUUCAAGGAAGUGGACGGCAGAUGGCGUGACGCCGUGCGGGCCUUCUCCCGCGUCUUCAUCGCGGUGCCUGCUGGCAUCAACAGGCUGAGCAUCGUGAACGACCAGCUCUUCAUCCGGAAGGCCAGCAACGAGGAGAUCCGGAAGGCCUUUGUCAUGCCAGCCCCCACGCCUUCCUCGAGCCCCGUGCCCACCCUCUCGGCGGAGCAGCAGGAGAUGCUGCAGAACUUCUCCCUGCAGUCUGGCAUGAACAUCGAGUGGUCUCAGAAGUGCCUCUUGGACAACGACUGGGACUACAAUCAAGCUGCCCACGCCUUCACCCAGCUCAAGGCGAAAGGGAAGAUUCCUGAGGUGGCUUUCAUGAACUGAACUGGGGGUGGGGCCCUGUCACCCUGACCAAAACCAACAGAGCUCCGUUUCACCCCUUGUAAAUAAGUGUAUGAAAAUUCAGUUUUCGAAGUGGAGAGACUUCCCCCUGUGGCGACUGUGAAGGCUGCACCGUGCCCUUUGGAGGGGGCCAGAGGCCAGGACUGCGGCAAGCACUGUGAACAUGGCAGCACCUCCAAGCGGCAGCGGCAGAAGAUGGCAGCAGGGAGAGGGGCUAGGAAGCUGGGCUGGGUCGAGCAUGAAUUCCGCCGGCGGCCCCGUCACCAGGUCCUGAGGCGAAGGUCCUUCCGGGCUGCUUCCCCCCUCCUUUGAAUGUGGAGACUUUGUGCAUUUUCCUUCGUGUAUUCUUGCCACCUCCUUCCUCUGCAGCGGUUGUCUCAGGAAUCCUGCCUUGUACUGCCUAGGCUCAAGGGCCUGGCUCUCCCCAACUUGGAGGUUUAGAGCCCCCCCCCCCAGUCCUCUAGGGCCCAAAGCUUUGCUGUGUGGGGGGAAGGAAGGGCAGCAGCCCACUCCCAGCGGGUACAAGGCCUUUCCCCAAGGCUGGUACCAUCUCGACUCCGUCUCCUUGUUCUAAAUGGCCUCUGGCAGUUUCUGAGCCGCAGCUCAGGCCUGGCCCCUCCUUGCUCCUUUUUCUCUUCCGUUCCUGGGACGCUGCAGUCACUUCCCUCAGGAGGAGGAGGAGGGAGUGGUGGUUGGCACACGUGUGCCUCCCGCUGCGGCUCUGGUCUUUCUCUUCCACUUGUAGUUCUUGCAAACACUGUGUUUAGUAAAAUUAUUAUUAUUAAAACCUC
Hemicordylus capensis (graceful crag lizard) is the source of this 2781-nucleotide messenger RNA. RefSeq names its product nuclear RNA export factor 1 (gene NXF1). Lineage: Eukaryota; Metazoa; Chordata; Lepidosauria; Squamata; Cordylidae. Gene Ontology annotation, molecular function: protein binding; RNA binding. Gene Ontology annotation, biological process: poly(A)+ mRNA export from nucleus. The transcript has 21 exons. Gene Ontology annotation, cellular component: cytoplasm; nucleus. Bases 134 to 1972 code for a protein of 612 amino acids. The record is from RefSeq and is a predicted model, not a curated record.